AAGACGCCACAGAGCCAGGGAGAAGGAUUCAGAGAAGGGAUGUGACAUCUAGUCAUCAUGUGUAUCGCUGUCACUCAUGUGUCGCUGUCACUCAACGUAGGCAUAGCAUAUGAAAUGUAGUGGCCCUAGUUGUCAGCAGGAGGUCCAGUUAAAAAUGUAUAUGUACAAUGCCCUUGGACUAAAUGAUUUAUUAACAUAUUAAAACACUAUAAAGGGAUCUGGACAGAUAGAAAUCCAUCUAAGAGUAGUUCAACAGGUAGUGUAGAUGUUGGUUCCUGAAACCCUGUAUGAAAAUGCACACUGUUUACUUGGCUGACAUUAAGAUAAAAACCUUCAAUCACGGAAUUCCAAAAAAGGCAGCUUUCUUCCUUCACUACCAGCAGACAUCAGGGAGGCUUAGGGAUAGUUCACCUAAAUGACAAAAUGACACAUUGGUUUCCUUACCCUGUAAGAAGUCUAUGGGACCGAUAUUAGCAUUUUUUGUGCAUCAUGUCCAAAUCAUCCAAAAGUAUCUGUCAUUGAUUUUGAAGAUCAACGAAGUCACUUAUAGAUGUUUUGAACAUUAUGCUAGAAAAAUGCUAAUAUGUGACCGACCAUCUUGAUUCGGUUUUAUGUAGAAAAAUUUGAAAUUGUGUUUUUACAUCGGAUAAAAGUUUAUUGACACAUGCAGAGUAUACAGAUGGUGUGAAUGGUACAGCGAUAGUACAUUUUAAUUACAUUUAAAUUAGAUUUCAAUUCCAGUCAAUUUAGGAAAUAGAAAAAAAUAAAUAUGAGGAAAUUGUUGAAUUGAAAUGUAAUUGAACCCAACCCUGAUGUGUAUACAUGCAUGUAUGUAGCCUAACCAAUGCUUGUGUACAGUAUUCCUGAUUCUUUCUAUCCUUGAUAUGCAAGCUUAUUGAGGUUGUAAACAAUGCAUGUUUUGUUUUUAUGCAGAGAAAAUCUGUAUAGACAACUUGUUCUAUAAUGUCAUCUACAUGUUUAAUCAUGCAGCAUUAGCAGGAAGGUUUAUGGGAUUGUUAUAACAUCCAUGCCGCUCCAAUUAGCUCACGUACGGUUUAGGAUUCAAUCAUUCUGUAAGCAACAUCUGAGGACAAAAGUACCAUAUGAAUAAUGCAGUGAGUGAUAUUGCCAGCCUCCUACCAGGUACCCUCAGGGAAGCCAGGGUCCCGCUAUAAUCUCCUCAUGAAAGAUUAAUAGCUUGGAAUCUAACAAACAAAAUAAGGAAGUGGUAGGCAGAGUUCUAGCUGGGGAUUCUCUGUGGUGUGACUUAUUUACAGGCAGGCAACUGGUUCAUGCCUCUGUUCUGCCACUGGCAAAGGUGACGCUCGGCCUCAGGUUUUGUUUUUUAGUCCGAUAUCCAAGUGUUCUUUUAGUUAUUCUCGUCUCUGCCCAAGGCAUAUUUACCUCCAUUACUUCUCUAUUGCAAACUUGUGGAUUUGAUCAGCCUGUAGUUGACCAUAUAGCCAACUCCUUGGCAUUAGGCACAUUUGUGACUCUGGUUUAUCAUUUGAGGUGCAUGCCAAAGAUUUAUUAGAAUUAGAAUUAUUAGAAUUAUUGGACAAUUGCCUUAAGAGAGUAAGACAAACGGAGUGGAAUGCAUUAUUGCAAACACUCGUUAAAGGACUCUCUCUCCCACCUCUGCAACGUUGGUGUCCACAUACAGUCCUAUUUCAAGGUUGAUCGAGGAAGAGAUCAAUAGACAUUAGCACAUAUUACACAGCGACCCCAGAUUUGUAUUGUGUGUCUGUCUUUAUUAUAUGUUCACUUUUCCCCUGCAGCUUUUUCUGCUGCGAUCUCUUGAUUGGGCCAAUACUGACUGGGAAUUUAUAAUGAUGCCCACCUGUGAGGUCUUGUUGUCGUGACAUUGACUGCCAUUGCCUUGCAAGCUGAAGAAGGGCUCAUAUACCCAAACGUUUGUGUGGCAAUAAAAAUGUAAAUUUCAGUUUAUUUACCGUAAUGCAGUCUUAUUUCUGUUCUUUGGAUUAUAUAUGAGGAUCCAGCACCCAAUUUUAAGUUUGUAUGAGGUGGAGUUGAGCACGUUGUUUAUAUUUUCAUUAGCCUGUCCCACUUAAAGUAUACCUAGUGUUCCUUUGAUGUCUUUUUGCUUUGUUUUCAUCGAUGAAUGCUAUGUCGUAAAGCCACACCAAGGAGGAUAACUAUAACAUGAACCAUAAAUGAUACGUAACUAUAAACUUUGGCGAGCAUCCACACCACACUGUAGGCCUAUUAAUAAUGUGGUAACACAGACCAUUCGGUGCUUCAGGGUGUGUUCGUUGUCAUAGUGACAACUGCAAAUAAUACAGUGCCUUCAGAAAGUAUUCACAUCCCUUGACUUUUUACACAUUUUGUUGUGUUACAGCUUGAAUUUAAAAUUGAUUAAAUUGAGAUGUUGUGUCACCGGCCUACACACAAUAUGCCAUAAUGUCAAAGUGGUAUUAUGUUUUUAGAUUUUUUUUUUUUACAUAUUAAUUAAAAAGGAAAAGCUGAAAUGUCUUGAGUCUAAGUAUUCAACCCCUUUGUUAUGUCAAGCCUAAAUAAGUUAACAUAAUAAGUUGCAUGAACUCACUCUGUGGGCAAUAAUAGUGUUUAACAUGAUUUUUGAAUGACUACCUCAUCGCUGUACCUCACACAUACAAUUAUCUGUAAGUUCACUCAGUCGAGCAGUGAAUUUCAAAGAGAUUCAACCACAAAGACCAUGGAAGUUUUCAAAUGCCUCGCAAAGAAGGGCACCUAUUGAAUAUCCCUUUGAGCAUGGUGAAGUUAUUCAUAACACUUCGGAUGGUGUAUCAAUAACCCACUCAAUACAAAGAUACCUGCGUCCUUCCUAAUUCAGUUGCCGGAGAGGAAGGAAACCGCUCAUUGAUUUCAUCAGGCAAAUGGUGAUUUUAAUGGUUUAAUGAGUUUAAUGGUUGUGAUAAGAGAGAACUGAGGAUGGAUCAACAACAUUGUAGUUACUCCACAAUUUACAUUUACAUUUAAGUCAUUUAGCAGACGCUCUUAUCCAGAGCGACUUACAAAAAAACUUACAAUACUACCUAAAUGACAAAGUGAAAAGAAGGAAGCCUUUACAGAAUACAAUUAUUCCAAAAUAUGCAUCCUGUUUGCAGUAAGGCGCUAAAGAAAAAAGAAUGUGGAAAAUAAAUGUACUUUAUGUCCUGAAUACAAAGUAUAAUGUUUGGGUCAAAUCCAACACAACACAUCACUAAGUACCACUCUUCAUAUUUUCAAGCAUGGUGGUGGCUGCAUCAUGUUAUGGGUAUGCUUGUCAUCGGCAAGAACUAGGAAUUUUUUUUUAGGAUAAAAAAAUAAACAGAAUAUAAUUAUGCACAGGCAAAAUCCGAGAGGAAAACCUGGUUCAGUCUGCUUUCCAACAGACACUGGGAGACAAAUUCACCUUUCAGCAAAUCAAAUUAUAUCGGUCACAUACACAUGGUUAGCAGAUAUUAAUGUGAGUGUAGCGAAAUGCUUGUGCUUCUAGUUCCGACCGUGCAGUAAUAUCUAACGAGUAAUCUAACAAUUUCACAACAACUACCUUAUACACACACAAGUGUAACGGAAUUAAUAAGAAUAUGUACAUGUAAAUAUAUGGAUGAGCGAUGGCCGAACGACAUAGGCAAGAUGCAGUAGAUGGUAUAGAAUACCAUAUAUACAUAUGAGAUGAGUAAUGUAGAGUAUGUAAACAUCAUAUAAAGUGGCAUUGUUUAAAGUGACUAGUGAUACAUUUAUUACAUCCAAUGUUUAAUUAUUAAAGUGGCUAGAGAUCUGAGUCAGUAUGUUGGCAGCAGCCACUCAAUGUUAGUGAUGGCUGUUUAACAGUCCGAUGGCCUUGAGAUAGAAGCUGUUUUUCAGUCUCUCUGUCCCAGCUUUGAUGCACAAGCCCGACAGGAUGCUGUCGAUUGUGCAUCUGUAAAAGUUUGUGUGUUUUUGGUGACAAGCCAAAUUUCUUCAGCCUCCUGAGGUUGAAGAGGUGGUGUUGUGCUUUCUUUGCCACGCUGUCUGUGUGGGUGGACCAUUUCAGAAUGUCAGUGAUGUGUACGCCGAGGAACUUAAAAAACUUUCCACCUUAUCCACUACUGUCCCAUCGAUGUGGACAGGUGGCUGCUCCCUCUGCUGUUUCCUGAAGUCCAUGAUCAUCUCCUUUGUUUCGUUGACGUUGAGUGUGAGGUUAUUUUCCUGACACAACACUCUGAGGGUCCUCCCCUCCUCCCUGUAGGCAGUCUCAUCGUUGUUGGUUAUCAAACCUACCACUGUAGUGUCGUCUGCAGACUUGUGAGUUGCAUGCGUGUAUGGCCACGCAGUCAUGGGUGAACAGAGAGUACAGGAGAGGGCUGAGAACGCACCCUUGAGGGGCCCCAGUGUUGAGGAUCGGGUUGGCGACGUUGUUUCCUACCCUCACCACCUGGGGGUGGCCCGUCAGAAAUGAUAUCACCCAGUUGCACAGGGCGGGGUCGAGACACAGGAUCCCGAGCUUAAUGACGAGUUUGUAGGGUACUAUGGUGUUGAAUGCUGAGCUGUAAUCGAUGAACAGCAUUCUUACAUAGGUAUUCCUCCUGUCCAGAUGAUUUAGGGCAGUGUGCAGUGAGAUUGCUAUUGCGUCGUCUUUGGACCUAUUGAGGCGGUAAGCUAAUUGGAAGAUAGGGUGAAGGUGAUAUGAUCCUUGACUAGUCUCUCAAAACACUUCAUGAUGACGGAAGUGAGUGCUUACUGGGGGGUAGUCAUUUAGCUCAGUUACCUUAGCUCUCUUGGGAACAGGGAGCAUGUGGGAACAGCAUACUGGGAUAGGGAUUGAUUGAAUAAACACACCAGCCAGCCAGUCAGGCUCGUGUGGACGCGGCUAGGGAUGCCGUCUGAGCCGGCAGCCUUGCGAGGGUUAACACGCUUAAAUGUUUUACUCACGUUGGCUGCGGUGAAGGAGAGCCUGCAUGUUUUGGUAGCGGGCCGUGUCAGUGGCACUGUGUUAUCCUCAAAGCGAGCAAAGAAGUUGUUUAGUUUGUCUGGGAGCAAGACGUCAGUGUCCGCGACGGGGCUGGAUUUCUUUUUGUAAUCCAUGAUUGACUGUAGACCCUGCCACAUACGUCUCGUGUCUGAACCGUUGAAUUGCGACUCUACUUUCUCUAAACUGACGCUUAGCUUGUUUGAUUGCCUUGCGGAGGGAAUAGCUACACUGUUUGUAUUCAGUCAUGUUUCCAGUCGCCUUACCAUGAUUAAAAGCAGUGGUUCAAGCUUUCAGUUUUGCGCAAAUGCUGCCCUCAAUCCACGGUUUCUGGUUGGGGAAGAUCUUAAUAGUCACCGUGGGUACAACAUCCCCGAUGCAGUUGCUAAUAAACUCGCUCACCGAAUCAGCAUAUACAGUUGAAGUCGGAAGUUUACAUACACUUAGGUUGGAGUCAUUAAAACUCGUUUUUCAUCCACUCCACAAAUUUCUUGUUAACAAACUAUAGUUUUGGCAAGUCGGUUAGGACAUCUACUUUGUGUAUGACACAAGUCAUUUUUCCAACAAUUGUCAUUUCACUUACAAUUCACUGUAUCACAAUUCCAGUGGGUCAGAAGUUUACAUACACUAAAUUUACAUCAUUUGAGUCAAUUGGAGGUGUACCUGUAUUUCAAGGCCUACCUUCAAACUCAGUGCCUCUUUACUUGACAUCAUGGGAAAAUCAAAAGAAUUCACAAGAAUCAGACAAGACCUCGUAAAAAAAAGUCUGUAGACCUACACAAGUCUGGUGCAUCCUUGGGAGCAAUUUCCAAAGGUACCUGAAGGUACCAGGUUCAUCUAUACAAACAAUAGUACACAAGUGUAAACACCAUGGGACCACGCAGCCGUCAUACCGCUCAGGAAGGAGACACGUUUUGUCUCCUAGAGAUGAACGUACUUUGGUGCGAAAAGUGCAAAUCAAUCCCAGAACAACAGUAAAGGACCGUGUGAAGAUGCUGGAGGAAACAGGUACAAACGUUUCUAUAUCCACAGUAAAAUUAGUCCUAUAUCGACAUAACCUGAAGGGCCGCUUAGCAAGGUAGAAGCCACUGCUUCAAAACAGUCGGAAUAAAGCCAGACUACGGUUUGCAACUGCACAUGGGGACAAAGAUUGUACUUUUUGGGGAAAUGUCCUCUGGUCUGAUGAAACAAAAGUAGAACUGUUUGGCCAUAAUGACCAUCGUUAUGUUUGGAGGAAAAAUGGGGAGGCUUGCAAGCCGACGAACACCAUCCCAACCGUGAAGCAAAUAAAUCAUUCUCUCUAUUAUUAUUCUGAAAUGUCACAUUCUUAAAAUAAAGUGGUGAUCCUAAAUUACCUAAGACAGGGACUUUUUACUAGGAUUAAAUGUCAGGAAUUGUGAAACUGAGUUUAAAUGUAUUUGGAUAAAGUGUAUGUACACUUCUGACUUCAGCUGUACAUCAAUGUUGUCUGCGGCUAUCCGGAACAUAUCCCAGUCCACGUGAUCGAAGCAAUCUUGAUGCAUGGGAAUCAGAUUGGUCGGUCCAGCGUUGAACAGUCCUGAGCACGGGCGUUUCCUGUUUCAGUUUCUGUCUAUAUGCUGGGGGCCACAAAUUGGAGUCGUGAUCAGAUUUGCCGAAAGGAGGGCGAGGGAGGGCUUUGUAUGCAUCACAGAAGUUCCAGAAUGCAGCCAACCCGGGUCGAGCAUUCAAUAUGUUGAUCAAAUUUAGGGAGCCUUGUUUUCAGAUUAGCUUUGUUAAAAUCCCCAGCUACAAUAAUUGCAGCCUCAGGAUAUGUGGUUUCCAGUUUACAUAGAGUCCGUUGAAGUUCUUUCAGGGCCGUCGAGGUGUCUGCUUGGGGGGAUAUACACGGCUGUGACUAUAAUCGAAGAGAAUUCUCUUGGUAGAUAAUGCUGUUGGCAUUUUUUUUGUAAAAAAUUCUAGGUUUGGUGAACAAAAGGACUUGAGUUCCUGUAUGUUGUUAUGCUCACAACAUGACUCGUUAAUCAUAAGGUAUACACCCCCACUCUUCUUCUUACCAGAGAGAUGUUUGUUUCUGUCAGCGCGAUGCGUGAAGAAACCAGGUGGCUGUAUUGGCUCUGAUAACGUAUCACGAGUGAGCCAUGUUUCUGGAGAAUGUUACAAUCUCUGAUGUCUCUCUGGAAGGCAACUCUUGCUCGAAUUUAGUCUACCUUGUUGUCAAGAGACUAGACAUUGGCAAGUAUUAUAUAUUAUACUGGGAUCCGAUCCAUUGUCCUGGGUGGUGGUCCAAACAGAGGAUCCGCUUCGGGAAAGUUGUAUUCCUGGUUUGGUAAGUUGACGCUGCUCUUAUAUCCAAUAUUUCUUCCCGGCUGUAGGUAGUAAGACUUGAGAUUUCAUGGGGUAACAGUGUAAGAAAUAAUACAUUAAAAAAAUACUGCAUAGUUUCUUAGGAACGCGAAGCGAGGCGACCAUCUCUGACGGCGCCAUGUAGCCUGGCCAAUGACCUAAAACACAAGGCCAAAUAUACACUGGAGUUGCUUACCAAGACGAGAUUGAAUGAUCUUGAAUGGCCUAGUUACAGUUUUGACUGAUAUCGUCUUGAAAAUCUAUAGCAAAACUUAAAUGGCUGACGAGCAAUGGUCAACAACCAACUUGACAGAGCUAGAAUAUUUUUUUAAAGAUUUAUGUGCCAAUAUUGUACAAUUAAGUUGUGCAAAGCUUUUAGAGACUUACCCAGAAUGACUCACAGCUGUAAUCCCUGCCAAAGGUGAUUCUAGCAUUUACUGACUCAGGGGUGUGAAUACUUAUGUAAAUGAAUUAUUUCUGUAUUUCAUUGUCAAUAAAUUUGCAAAGAUAUAGAUAAACAUGUUUUCACUUUGUCAAUAUGGGUUAUUGUGUGAAGAGAAAAAAUAUUGAACCCAUUUUGAAUUCAGGCUCUGACACAACAUGUGGAAUAAUUGAAGAUGUAUGACUACUUUCUGAUGCCUCUACUUCUGAUGGCACUGUAUGUGUAAUGAAAAUAAUGUAGAAACUACUAUUUAAAUGUAGCUAUUCAACAAUAAACGCUGUUUAGCCUGCACAUCAUUUAAGUCAUGUGAUGGCUUGUCUUGUUGAUCAAGUGGUUUGCAAGUGAGUUCCAUUUUUCUAUUGAUUGUUAAUUCAUUUGGAUCUUCUUUUUCACUGUGCUCAUAUGUCUGUCCUGUGCAACAGUUAAUUUGGUUUAUUUUACAUUUAGCAAUUAGCAAGAGAACUUGCUAAUUUAGUAAACUAAAGUAAAAAAUGAUCAAAAUGUCCUGUAGCUUAGGUAGCCCAUAGCUUUUCCUGUGAUUUCACAAGAAGAGGAUUAGCGGAGAGGCUUGCGUAGCACGGAAACAGUUGCAAGAGAGGCUAGAGAUGUGUAGCUGAAGUAAGAAUCUAAGUGUUAGCUGCAUAUUAGGCCAUACAUUAGCUAGAUUGUAAGGCUAUAAAUAUUUACCUGUCAAAGUGCAAUAAAAAAGUGAACAGAUUAUGUAAUUGAGGAUCUGUGCGUUCCUCCAGGCUGUGCUCUGCAGUUCCAGACACAGAAAGCUCCACUAUCGAUUAGGCCUAAGGUUUUAGACUAAAACAUUCUACCAAGGCUACAACAACACAGUGUAAUGAGGAAUGUAUUGUAGUUAUCAAGUCAAUACACAAGUAUUGUCCAGGGUUGUAAGCUGCUGUGAUGUAGGCUGAUUUGAAUAACCGCUCGUACGUCCUGUUUUAAUGCUUCAUGCCAACAUAAAUGCAUACAGCCUGGUCUGAUCAUGCAACCAUUUGGAUCAGUUAGGGUUUACAAGGUCUAGAAAGGUACAUUAGCAGGCUACUCUCACUCUCAUUUUAAACUCUGCUAUGUUAAAUCCGGCAAGCAAAAGCAAGCUGGAAUCAGUCCCCUGAUAGGCUGUUAGUAGGAAAUAAAAUGCGGAAAAUAUGGCCUUCUCAUGCGAUGGUUGUCGUGGAUCAUCAUUCUCCGAAGUCUUCCUAUAAUUAAUGUGGCAACCAAUAUGCUCACACAUGCCUAGUUAUUCAGGCAAGCUUACCUUGCGUUCUGCCUUCUCUCCUCUCCGAGCAGCCUUGCACACCUAGAACGCUUCAAUAGAAGGCACUUUUGAUUGGUUGUCAAUGUUUUAUCAUCGGAGGGCCAGGCAGAAAAUCGCUCUGAAAGUGAUCUAAACGAUUAGCUCUUGUUAUCGUUUUCCUCUGUUUCUGUAUUUAUCGUUGUGGUGUAAACGCUCCUGUUCACUUGAAUUAGAAAGAUUUCAUUGGUUUUAUUGUUAUAGUUAUCUUCCUUGGUGGGGACGGCCCUCAAUCUAAGGCAGCGUCCCAAAUGGUACCCUGUUUCCUAUAUAGUGCACAACUGUUUUUUUUAUUUUUUAUACAUAUAGUAACCUAAGAUGCCAUUUGGGAUGCAUCCCUGAGUGUAUCUCUCCCUCUAGUCUCUCUCCCUGCAGGAGUUUAAGUUCAUGGGUCAGUGCUGGUCCCCCUCAGUGUCUCCCAGUAGACAGGUGUUGUCCAGCCAGGACCAGGAAGUCCUGUCUCUUUUUGAGCUCUUCAGCCAGGAGGGGAACCCCUUUGAGAGGCACAUCGACAACAAGGAUGAGGAGACUGAGGACAUGCUGGCCUCCAAUGGGUGUGAGUCAGAUAAGCUGGAGAAGAGUGUCUACCAGGACUAUGACAGUGACAGUGACGUCCCCGAUGAACUCAAGCAGGACGAGCAGACCGGAGACAUCCCUCUCAAGAGCAUCUCCCCUCUCUCUCUAAUCAGCCUGUCAAGGGGGACGAUGCGAAGCAGGAAGAAGUCAGACUACAGCCGUAACAAGGGCUCCAAUGCUCCCAUCCUGACCAACACAACCCUCAACGUGAUUCGCCUGGUUGGUUAAAUGCAUGCGGAUGAUGAACAUUCUGAAGCCUAUAGCCUUGGAUGUCAUCCGCUGUGUUUCCCAGAUGUUCGAUCACUACCUAUAUGCUGUCUACACCUUCUUCCGCCGCAACAAUAUGCUACGGAAAAAUACUACAAAGCUAUUUCAAUGGAGAUUAUUCAUUGACCAUGCAUUUUAGUCCAGGACUAGGCUUAAUCUGUGUCCGGGAAACUGGCCCUGAGGGUCUUUUACACAACCACACAUGACAGACCUGUUUUUGUAUGUGACAGACUUGCAUUAUGUUAAUUAGUGUCCCCAAUGUGAAUGUGUUCUAUGUUUCUCAAAUGUUAUCUUAUAUAUUAUUUACCACUCAAUUAUCUGUAUGUGGUUACUGCUUCUGUGUUCCACCUCUUGUACACACAUCACUCAUUGGAAAUUGUCAGUGGGGCUGAAGCUGAAAUCACCUAAGAUUGCUUUUCCCUUCUGUUGAGCCAAUGUAUUAGUGCUUAUGGUGUUCAAAUAGAGUUGGAAUGAAUGAGAGUGUCUUCAGAAAAAGUCACCCUCCUUGAAAUCAUUACAUUGUUACAGAUAUUACAGAUCUUUUCAGACUGUUCAGUAAGAUAAGGGACACUGAAGUGCUAACUGGUCCGUUUAUUAAGGAGAUGAUCGUGGACUUCAGGAAACAGCAGAGGGAGCAGCCCCCUAUCCACAUCGACAGGACAGUAGUAUCCACAUCAACGGGACAGUAGUGGAGAAGGUGGAAAGCUUUAUGUUCCUCGGGAUACACAUCACGGACAAACUGAAAUGGUCCACCCACACAGACAGCGUGGUGAAGGCGCAACGGUGCCUCUUCAACCUCAGGAGGCUGAAAAAAUUCGGCUUGUCACCAAAAACACUGACAAACUUUUACAGAUGCACAGUCGAGAGCAUCCUGUCUGGUAUGGUAUAGUAUGACAACUGCUCAGCCCACAACCGUAAGGCUCUCCAGAGGGUAGUGAGGUCUGCACAACGCAACACCGGAGGCAAACUACCUGCCCUCCAGGACACCUACAGCACCCGAUGUCACAGGAAGGCCAUAAAGGUCAUCAAGGACAAGAACCACCCGAGCCACUAGCUGUUCACCCCGCUAUCAUCCAGAAGGCGAGGUCAGUACAGGUGCAUCAAAGCAGGGACCGAGAGACUGAAAAACAGCGUCUAUCUCAAGGCCAUCACACUGUUAAACAGCUACCACUAACAUUGAGUGACUGCUGCCAACAUACUGGCUCAAAUCUCUGGCCACUUUAAUAAUUAAACAUUAGAUGUAAUAAAUGUAUCACUAGUCACUUCAAACAAUGCCACUUUAUAUGAUGUUUACAUACUCUCAUAUGUAUAUACUGUAUUCUAUACCAUCUACUGCAUCUUGCCAAUGCCAUUCGUCCAUCGCUCAUCCAUAUACUUAUGUACAUAUUCUUAUUAAUGCCUUUAUACUUGUGUAUAAGGUAGUUGUUGUGAAAUUGUUAGAUUACUUGUUAGAUAUUAGUGCACGCUCGGAACUAGAAGCACAAGCAUUUCGCUACACUCGCAUUAACAUCUGCUAACCAUGUGUAUGUGACCAAUAAAAUUUGAUUUGAUUUAAGGGAAGGGACA
Oncorhynchus keta (chum salmon) is the source of this 11412-nucleotide messenger RNA. Its product is annotated as syndetin-like. Bases 9391 to 9807 code for a protein of 138 amino acids. Gene Ontology annotation, molecular function: SNARE binding. The record is from RefSeq and is a predicted model, not a curated record. NCBI's taxonomy places the organism in Eukaryota, Metazoa, Chordata, Actinopteri, Salmoniformes, Salmonidae. Gene Ontology annotation, cellular component: EARP complex. Gene Ontology annotation, biological process: endocytic recycling; retrograde transport, endosome to Golgi. The transcript is spliced from 4 exons.